This is a messenger RNA of Pedinophyceae sp. YPF-701, 4044 nucleotides long. Lineage: Eukaryota; Viridiplantae; Chlorophyta; Pedinophyceae. The record is from the annotation of a GenBank genome assembly.
AUGGGCGACCUCGGUCCCAAAAUACGCGUCAGCGUCAGGGUACGGCCUCGACCGGCCCCUCCGGGCGGCGAGAAGCCGCUGCCCUACGUCAAGGGACAGUUCGGGCACUACGAGUUCGACAGCGUGCUGGACGAGGGCGCGACGCAGCAGGAUGCGUACCUGCACCUCGUGGACCCGCUCGUGCAGUCGUGUUUCCAGGGCCUCGACGGCGUGCUGGCCGCGUACGGCCCCGCGCUGGCCGGCAAGUCCCACACGCUGUACGGGCUCAAGGGGGGCGGCGCGCAGGGCGAGGGCAUGAUCCAGCGCGCCGUCCGCGCGAUCUUCGACCACAUGAGCCGCCUCCCCGGCCAGGACUUCUCCAUCCAGGUGUCGCACACGGCGCUCACCGCGGGGCACGACGCCCACCUCGUCGACCUCCUCGCGCCGGGCGCCGCGCCCAUCUCCAUCCGGGACUCCAGGGCCGCCGCCGCGCUCGACGAGCCCACCACGUUCAAGAUCGACUCGAUGCAGGACCUGGCGGACGCGCUGCGCAUGGCCAACGUGUCGCGGCAGCUGGCCGCGGAGAACUCCGACCUCAGCGCGCGCAUCAGGACGGACGACGGCAUGCACACGGCGCUGACCAUCAGCCUGAGCCACCGCGGCUCGGGCGGGCAGCGCUCCGAGGCGCGUCUCACCUUUGUGGAGCUCGCCGCCCCGGAGCCGCGCGAGCCGACCAUCAACGACCCCCUGCGCACGCAGCCCCAGACGCGCAACAAGGCCGUGGCGUUCCAGACGCUGUCGGCCGUCGUCAAGGGCCUGAACGACGCGGGGAUCCGCGCCAAGCGCGAGGCGAGCGGCGCCCGCGCGCAGCUGUCGCACAUCCCGUGGCGGGACGCCCCCCUGACGGUGUGGCUCAAGGACCGCCUGUUCUCAGCCGCCACCAUCCAGGUGCUGGCCUGCGUCUCCGGCAGCUCCGUCCACGCGGCCGACACCCUCGCGGCCCUCGCGUUCACGUCGCGGAUCCGCCCCACGUCCUCCGGCAAGGGCGUCCUGGUCACCCCCACGUGGGGCGACGCGGGCAGGACGGGCGUCGCGCAGGCCGACGGCGCGGACGACUACCUGGCGUACCGCCUCACGGCCGGGGCGCCGUCCUCGCCCGCGCCCGCGUCGAUGAAUAAGUCGUUCUACGAGGUCGACGUCGCCCCGCCGCCGUCCGCCACGCCCGCGCGCCGCGCGCUGGUUCCGCGCGACAUGGACACGUCGCAGGUCUCCAUGACCAUGGGCAGCCCCGGGAUGGUGUCGCCCGGCGCGAAGCAGCUGCUUUCGCACGCCGUCGAGCUGGACAUGGAGCGCUACAGCGAGCUCAUGGGCAUCAUCCGGAACAGCAACAUCCAGUCCUCGCACCAGCUGCGCGCCCAGGGCAUCCUGCAGAAGAUCGUCGACGACCAGGGCGAGCUCAGGCGGGGGUUCCAGGCGCAGAAGAGCGAGAACAAGGUGCUGAAGAAGCAGCUGCAGCAGCUGUCGCUGCGCCUGGAGUCGGAGAACGCCCGGUCCGGCGACGCGGUGUACAUGGUGGACUCGCUGCGGGGCGAGCAGGACCGUUUGAUGCAGCAGCAGGCGUCCGCGCUGGAGGCCACGAUGGCGGAGAUCGAGAUGCUGAAGCAGCACAUCCGCACGGUCGAGGUCGAGCGCGAGAAGGCCGCGGAGGAGGCGGCGCGGGACCGCAGGGCCGCUGACGAGGCGGAGCACGCGCUCAGCGAGGCCAAGCGGCAGAACACGAUGACCGAGUCGCGCCUCCGCCGCCUCGAGGACGAGGUGGAGGAGAUGCGCAUGGCGGCCGAGAGCCUGCGACAGGACCUCGCCAAGGCCGGCGCGGAGGCGGCGUCGAUGCAGGCGCGCGUCAUCGAGCGCGAGCAGCUGUACGAGGAGGAGCGGUCGGCGUCCUCGAUCCUGCGGUCCCGUCUCGAGGAGUCCGAGGCGUCGCUCCGGGUGUCGAAGCGCGAGGUGGAGCGUCUGCGGCCGAUGGAGGCCGAGCUGCACCAGCUGACCGCGGAGCUGCGCGAGGCCCGCAGCGCCGUCAAGGCGCUGGCGACGGAGCGGCAGGGGCUGGCGAGCAUCAAGGCGGCGACCGAGGAGCGGCUGACGGUGGUGUCGAGCGAGUACGAGCGGGUGCUGAUGGAGCGCGACGAGGAGCAGCAGCGGCUGCGCGGGGAGGCCGCGAGCCUCGCGGACAGUCUGCGCAGCGAGAUGGGCCUGGCCAACAACACCAUCCGCUCGCUGAACGACCGCAUCAAGGCCCUGGAGCGCGACAUCGACAACGCGCGGCAGGCGGGCGUGCUGCUGGAGCAGAAGGGCGCGGAGAAGGACGACCAGAUCUCGAAGCUGCGGACGAAGGAGAUCCGGCUGGAGCAGCAGGUGGCGGAGAUGCAGUCGCAGGUGGCCGACCUGGAGUCGACCGUCACGCGCCUGGAGAACCGCGUGACGCGCCUCCAGAGCGACCUCGCGCAGACGGAGGCGCACCGCGACCGCCUCGGAAGCGACCUCGACGAGACCCGGCAGCAGGUGGCGGAGCUGUCCGCAGAGAAGGCGGACAUGGGCGUCGAGGUCUCGAAGCUGUCGCGGCGGCUCGCGACCGCGGAGGGCGAGGCGAAGGACCUGCGGCGCAACCUGGAGAGCGAGCGCGACAUGCGGGUGGACGCGCAGGACCGCGUCAAGGAGCUGUCGGCGGAGCUGUCGCUGUCGCAGGGGCAGUGCACGUCCCUGGAGGGGCGCGUGGAGCAGCUGGAGACGCUGGUGGCGGACGUGCGCGCGCACUCGGCGCGCAAGGAGGCGGAGCUCAAGGCGCUGGAGGAGCGGUGCGAGAACCUGACGCGGGACCUGCGCGCGGCGGGGGCGGCGCUCGCGGAGAAGACGGAGCAGGCGGACCGGCUGCAGGCGGACCUGGACGACACUCUGGAGCGGCUGGAGGCGCGCACGGGCGAGUGCCAGCGCGCCAAGGAGGCCACGCAGGAGGCGGUGGUGGAGGCGCAGGAGGCGCAGGCGGCGGCGGACGCGACUCGCCGGUCGCUCGAGGAGAAGCUCCGCGCGCACCGCCGGCUGGUCGCGGAGGCGGCGAUGCUGCUGGGCGUGCAGGGCGUCAACGUGACGUCGGACUUCGGGUCGCCCGUGGUGGCCGAGCACAUCCUGCGCGUGCUGCGCGAGACGGCGAGCAAGGCGCGGAAGGCCGGCGGGAGCCCCGGCGCGGCGGCGGGCGGGGCGCUGGGAGCCCCCGGCGCAUCUCACGCGCUGCGGGACAUGGCGGACCGCCUGAGCUCGGCGAUGACGGAGAUCGACGGCCUGCGCAGCGCGCGGAGCGCCGCGGACCGCGACCUGGCGGAGGCGGAGCGCAAGGCGGCGGAGUGGCGGCGGCGCAUCGUGGAGCUGGAGGGGGACUUGGCGGCGGCCACGUCGGAGAAGACGCGCGCCAAGGCGCUGGCGGCGAGCGAGGAGACGGACGACCUGCGGCGGCGCGUGCAGGAGCUGGUGGCGGCGAACCGGUCGCUGGAGUUCAAGCUCAAGCUCGCGGAGGAGUCGGGGCACGUGAGCGCGUCGCCGGGGCGCACGGCGUCCCCGAGCGUGGUGGCGCACAAGGAGCGGCAGCUGGCGGCGCUGGAGCGGGAGCUGGAGGCGAUGCGCAAGGACCGCGACGCGGUGCGGGAGCGCAGCGAGGCGCGCGCGCGGGAGGCGCUGAAGCUCAAGGUGGAGCUGGAGUCGCUGCAGCACCAGGCGCGGCAGGACCAGGCGCGGAUGCAGCACAUGGCGCAGGAGGUGGACCGCCUGCAGGCGCAGAAGGACGACGCCGUCGCCAGCCGCCUGUCGCUCGAGGCGCUCAAGGCGCGCGAGGCCCUCGACUCGAUGGUCACCGCCUCGCGCGCGCGGGCCCGCGCGGGGGACGUGUCCAUCUCCUUCGCGGGGGCCACGCCGCAGCGCGCGCUGCCCUUCUCCGACACCCCGGGCGCCGGGGGGGGCGUCGGCACGCCAGGGCGGUCGUUCUUCACCGCGACAACGCCCUCGCGCCGCUCGUGA